AUGUCUCUUCAGGCUCGCAAGAUUGCCAUUGUCGGCGGAACUGGCACGGUUGGCUCUCGCACCUUGACCUCCCUCCUCGACAAGAACAUCCACACCAUCACGGCCAUCUCCCGCAACUUCCUCGUCUCUUCCCUCAAAGGCCAGGAUGUUCUCAUCCUACAGCUCAACCCCAUGGCCAUGGGCGUCCAGGAAUCGUUCAUCCGCGCCGCGGCCAAAGCAGGCGUGCCAUACAUCCUCCCCACGGAAUUCGGCACCGACAUUGAAGCUCUGGACUUGACCCGCGAGCAACCCAUCAUAUCGGGGAAGAAAGCCUUGCGAGACCUCGUGGAGCAGCUUGGAGUUAGCAGCUGGAUCGCCGUGGUCAACAACCUCUGGUUCGACUGGUCCCUCAAGAUGAACUGCUGGGGCAUCAAUGUCAAGGAGCGCAAGGCCGAGAUCUGGAACGGCGGCAGCAUCAAGGCUAACACGUCGACCCUCAAGCGUGUCGGCGCUGCUGUGGCUGAGCUCCUUAGCCGACCCGAGGAGGAGCUCUCUGCGUACAAGAAUAAGCCGUUCUACGUCAGCUCCUUCUUUAUCUCACAGAGGGAGAUGUUCGAGAGCGUGCAGCGUGUUACUGGGACUACUGAUGCGGAUUGGGAGAUCAAGGAGAAGGAUAUUUACGAGUUUGGGAGAGAGUGUGACGAGAGGCUCCAGAAGGGGGAUAUGAUGGCUGCCCUUGAGAAGCUGUCGUCUUUGCUGCUUCGGGAGAGACUCGGAGGAAACUAUAACCACAAAGUGGUUGACAUGGAACGGUUUGGGCUCCAGCAGGAGGAUCUGGAUGAGGUUGUCAAGGGGGCUGUCGAACCUGCGCAGGUAACACGGACAUUACUUUACUUUUGA
Fusarium vanettenii 77-13-4 is the source of this 879-nucleotide messenger RNA. RefSeq lists its product as uncharacterized. NCBI's taxonomy places the organism in Eukaryota, Fungi, Ascomycota, Sordariomycetes, Hypocreales, Nectriaceae. The record is from RefSeq and is a predicted model, not a curated record. The transcript has 3 exons. The coding region runs from base 1 to 879 and encodes 292 amino acids.